This is a messenger RNA of Durusdinium trenchii, 774 nucleotides long. The record is from the annotation of a GenBank genome assembly. NCBI's taxonomy places the organism in Eukaryota, Dinophyceae, Suessiales, Symbiodiniaceae.
GUCUACAUGUUCCUGCACCUCUACAACGACAAGAAGAUGAAGUACCAGAAGCUGAACCACCAGGCAGUAGAACCACAAGAAGAACGACGUGGAGAAUCAAGUCCGGUUGCUGAAGAUGAGAGUGAACCAGAUGAAGAAAUGUCUGAUGGAGGUGGUGAGACUGAACUUCAGCAGAGAACUGCUGGACACAUCAUCACAGACUGGGACCCCAUGACGGGCACCCUUGCUGACUACAGGGUGUUGCAAAGUGAAGAAGAAGCCUUCAGUGGCGAGGAAUACUUCAUGGGAAAUCCAGUCAGUGGAUACCACCGCCACUACAGGCCUACGACUUCAGAACGUGAAAAUCCAAGUUUUGUGAAUGAUGCGGCGCCACCUUCCUACAUGGACGUGGAUGACCCUAUGCCUCCAGAGAACUUCAACGAUGCCGCUGAGAAUCCCAACAACAGGUCAGUGCUUGAACCACCGCCAGAAGACGCAGACUGGUGGGACUUUGAGAACUUGUUCAAAUACAUGAAGUGUGAAGAAGAGCAGAGGGCCGGUCGUGUGAAGGAAGCUGGUAUCUUCACCCUGAACCAGCUGAAAGAGUUCAUCAGGACUCGUUUGGCUUCGACCUACAGCCGAACAUAUCCCGAUAUGGCCUUUGACCACAUUAUUUCGUUGGGAGCAGAUGACCGACAUGAUUACGGUACCUUCUGCAAGAUAGUGCUGAUGGGAGAAUGGGAUGACAACUUCGACCACUAUGUGGACCUGUACCUCGAAAGAGAGGUGACGUAG